Photinus pyralis (common eastern firefly) is the source of this 1501-nucleotide messenger RNA. Its product is annotated as beta-1,3-glucan-binding protein-like. The record is from RefSeq and is a predicted model, not a curated record. Gene Ontology annotation, molecular function: hydrolase activity, hydrolyzing O-glycosyl compounds; carbohydrate binding. Gene Ontology annotation, biological process: carbohydrate metabolic process. The coding region runs from base 50 to 1402 and encodes 450 amino acids. The transcript has 8 exons. Lineage: Eukaryota; Metazoa; Arthropoda; Insecta; Coleoptera; Lampyridae.
CCGAUGCUUCAGUGUAUACAGUUUAAAAGAAAGUGACGACGGUGUAAAUAUGUGCGUCAAUAGGAUUUUAUGCAUUCUCUUUCUCAUAUAUGUUGUUAAAGGGAGUUAUGUGAUACCACCAUUAAAAUUAGAAGCUUUAAAGAAGGGAGGAUUUCGUGUUUACUUUCCCGAUGUACCGGACACGGCAUUGUUUGCAUUUCACGCAAACAUCAACGAUGAAAUUCGCACACAACUUCCAGGAAAUAUUAAUGGGGAAACAAGGACUCCAACAAAUGGAUUUUGGAUAUUGGAAUUCAAUGACAAACUAAAACAGGGAGACGUGGUUAACUACUGGAUGAACGUAAAUGCAAAUCGCCUGGUGUAUAGAAAGAAUGGGGAUCCCAUAAAAAUUAUCCGACUUUUGGAUGAAUACACCGAGCUUAGGAAUAGAUGCGAUCCCGCGUCCACAGUUAUUAAUGCGGGUAAAUCGACGUGCCUUUAUAACGUGAUCUUUCAAGAUAAAUUCGAGGGAACUGCUCUCAAUACGAUGCUUUGGAAGGUGGAGCACAAAAUUCCCACCUAUUCCGAACCGAAUUCGCCAUUUAAUUCGUAUGAAAAUCGGGAAGAUACCCGAUUUAUCAAAGAUAACAAAUUGCACUUGAAACCAAACGCAGUUGCCGAAACAGAAGUUCGUGGAACCUUAAAUUUGCUAGACGGAUGCACGGGAACUAAAGAAACAGAAUGCUUCUACGAACAAAGAUCAUCGUUUCUGUUACCGCCAGUCAAAUCGGCUAAAAUUGUUUCAAAGACUUCAUUUAAGUAUGGCAAGGUCGAAAUUAGAGCCCAACUGCCCAGAGGUGACUGGAUAUUCCCCAUUAUACAAUUGGAGUCCGCCCAAAAGGAUAUCGCAAAUCCGUCAAAAAUUUGGAUAGCGUACAGUAGAGGUAAUACCAAAUUAAUCAUGAGCGAUCCAAACAACAUCGAUGUACGUAAAUUUAGUGACAACGAUAUUGGGGGGCGUCUCUUGCUCUCAGGACCUGUGGCGGAGGUGGAGGAACCCGAACGAAGUAGACGGUUGGUUCACAAGUAUGCGAAUCAACCGUUCUUUGACGAUUACCACAUUUAUGGCUUGUUGUGGACCAAAAAUGAAAUGCGUUUCUACAUAGAUUCUGAGGAGUAUGGAUCUGUAGACUUGAAAUCAUUAACAGAAAACUUCGAUCGAGAGUGCGUCCUGAGUUUAGGUGUUGGAGUUGGAGGAUUAUUCGAUUUUCCCGAAGGAGUCUCAAGUAAUCAAAAACCAUGGAAAAAUGGAGACAGAAACGCAAUCAAACGAUUCUUUGAGGGGAAACCCACAUGGCUUCAAACGUGGGAUGACGAAAGAUCCUGUCUUAUUGUCGAUUAUGUACAAGUUACGGCGGUUUAAACCAUGUCUAGCCCAUUGUGUGCCUGUGAGAGAGAUGUUGAUGUCGGUAUAUUAGAAAAAUGUAUUUACUAAACCAAAUAAAUUUUAUAUUUAAUACGA